Messenger RNA from Bactrocera tryoni, 1962 nucleotides. RefSeq names its product protein toll-like. The coding region runs from base 1 to 1962 and encodes 653 amino acids. The transcript has a single exon. Gene Ontology annotation, cellular component: membrane. The record is from RefSeq and is a predicted model, not a curated record. Lineage: Eukaryota; Metazoa; Arthropoda; Insecta; Diptera; Tephritidae. Gene Ontology annotation, molecular function: protein binding; transmembrane signaling receptor activity. Gene Ontology annotation, biological process: toll-like receptor signaling pathway; innate immune response.
AUGUUUACAGCGCUAACGAAAUUGAAUUCUCUGAAUUUAAGCCGUAAUGAGAUCGAGGAAUUGCCCGAAAAUCUAUUUGCAUAUCAGCAUCAACUUUUAAUACUGGAUUUGAGUCACAAUUUAUUGACAUAUCUAACGACACACCUUUUCGAUCAAACUCCUUUAUUAUGGCAAUUGAAUCUGGGUGGCAAUCUCCUGCACGACACUACAAAUCUUAUGGAAAAUCUGAAACCCCUGCAUUAUCUACAUAGGCUUGACUUAAGUCAGAACGAAUUGCAUACUAUUUGGAGCACUGAGACUUCCGUCAGUGCAACGCCAACGUCACUGAAAAUAUUUCGAUACAGGUAUAUGAGCAACAAUUUGGCUUUAGCGGACGGUCUUAAUUAUAUCACAAGGUUGCAACCAGAGAAUUACGAAGGUGGCAAGCUUAACUUAACAGUAAACAAUUUAAGUGGCAAUCGUUUGCGUGAAUUCUCUUUGGAUUGGCUUGUAGCAUCGGAAAUUACAUGCCCUUUUGAAAUAAACCUAGAGCACAAUUUCAUUAAAAACAUGUUUGCUUUACAAAAUUUCCUUAGUACAACUGACGACUGUUCGCGCGAAAUCAAAAUGACUGGCAAUCCGGUCGAGUGCGAUUGUAAAUUUGCUUGGAUUUACAGCGAAAACUAUCGUUCGCUGUUCAAUGGUUUGAGGUGCGUUCAGACGUCAAAAGAUCUCGCGCAGCUGGAACGUAAUGAAAUGUGUCCUUGGAAACCGGUAAUGUGCCCUAGCACAUGCAAUUGUUACACACAAUCUGAAUUCCUGCACAUCAAAUGCAAGGGUACGCAGCAUAUCGAGCAGCUCCCACGACCCGAGCAAGUUGGGCUCAAGAGUUCGGUACUUGAUAUUAGCGAUAAUAAUUUCAUUGUAUUGCCGCCAAACACCACCUUUGGGUACGAUAAAGUUUCGCAACUCAACGCGUCGUACAAUAAAAUCACGAACAUAUAUCUCACUCAACUGCCGCCCAAUUUGACGGUUUUGGAUCUACGAAAUAAUCGCUUAAAAUCUUUAGAUGAUGAAUUUUUGCGUACAUAUCUCAAUGACAGUACAAAACUAGAAAUUCUCUAUCUCAGUGAAAACUCUUGGCUUUGCGACUGUACCACGAAGCAAUUGCUGUACACCAUACGUACACAUCGGGCGCGCAUACCUGAUGCCGACUCGUUACUUUGUUAUAAUAAGCAGAACGUUACACUCCUAACAGCAAAUCUGAGAGAAUUGUGUUCUUCUCCUGUUAGUGCUGCAUAUUAUCAGCUCGUAAAUGUUAUUGUUAUUUCUGUAGCGUCAGCCAUUAUUAUCUUACUUUGCAUUAUCGCACUCUUUUAUAAAUAUAAACUAGAAGUGAAAGUCUGGUUAUAUGGCAAGAACAUAUUGAGAUCUUGCAUUCAAGAAUGUGAGCUGGAUAAGCAUAAAAAAUUCGAUGCCUUUAUUUCAUAUGCACACCAGGAUGCAGACUUCGUCAACCAUACAUUACUGCCGCAGCUCGAACAGUGCGAACCACCAUUUCGUGUAUGCACGCACGAACGCAAUUGGCUGGCUGGCGCUUAUAUACCUGAACAAAUCAUCGAAUCGGUGGAGCAGUCACGUCGGACGAUCAUUGUGCUCUCGCAGCACUUCAUCGAGUCAGAUUGGGCGCGCAUGGAGUUUCGCACAGCGCAUCAGUGCUCGUUGAACGAGGGUCGUGCGCGCAUAAUAAUGAUUAAAUAUGGUGAAAUCUCUAACAGUGAGUUAUUGGAUAGAGAAUUAAAGGCAUAUUUGGACAUGAAUACAUAUUUGGAUUGGCAAGAUAACAGAUUUUGGAACAAAUUACACUACGCCAUGCCCCAUAAAUUGGGUGGAGAGAAUAAUUCCGAUAUGCUUGAAGUUAACGGCAGAAUGUAUGUUAUGGGGCAAGUUGAGAUGAAUCGUUUGCGUGACGAGAGUGCUUAA